Prunus armeniaca (apricot) is the source of this 1836-nucleotide messenger RNA. The record is from the annotation of a GenBank genome assembly. NCBI's taxonomy places the organism in Eukaryota, Viridiplantae, Streptophyta, Magnoliopsida, Rosales, Rosaceae.
AUGUCUGCCCCGGAAAAUGACGACAAGAGCCUCCACCAGGAGCUCUCGCUUAUCAUCCUACUCGCCGAUCGGGUCAUCAAAUCGGCCCAAGAGGCCGAGUCCUCCAAGCUGGACUGCGCCGACCUCGCCAAGCAAGUCGACCGCCUCUCCCAGAUGCUCCGAUCCACCGUCCGAAUCGCCGCCACCACUCAGUCCCUCUACGAGCGACCCGUCCGCCGAAUUGUCGCUGACGUGGCGAAGAACCUCGACCGGGCUUUGACUCUGGUCCGGAAAUGCAAGCACAGUGGGGUCCUCAGACAAGUCUUCUCCAUAACCACCACCGCCGAUUUCAGGAAAGUCUCGAGCCUUCUGGAAUCUUCCAUCGGAGACAUGAAGUGGCUUCUCUCCGUGUUCGAGUCCGACGGCGCCAACCUCUCCCUGCCUCCGAUCGCCAGCAACGACCCAAUUCUCAGCUGGGUCUGGUCUUACAUAGCCACUAUCCAAAUGGGUCAACUCAGAGACCGAGUCGACGCGGCUAACUCGCUCGCUUCCCUGGCUCGGGACAACGACCGAAACAAGAAGAUAAUCGUCGACGAAGGUGGCCUGACGCCGCUGCUAAAGCUUUUGAAAGAAGGGUCUUCCCCUGACGCCCAAGUUGCGGCGGCCAAUGCUCUGUUUCAUAUUGCUACUGAUUUAGAAAGGGUCCGAAUUAUCAUCGAUUUAAUGGGAAUUUCGGUUGUUGUUUCGGUUUUGGGUGAUUCGCCGAUGCGGGUUCAGGCUUCCGUGGUGAAAUUGGUGUCGGAAAUGGCGGGGCUUGACCCGGUUGCGCAGGAGGAGUUUGGUAGGGAGAAUGUGACGAGGCCUUUGGUGUCUUUGUUGUCCAUGGAUACGGUUCUGGAUGAUCCGAAGGUGCAAACGGGUAAGCCUAGCAUUCAUAAUCUUGUUCAGAUUAACAAAGAGUUAGCUGGAAAGGGUUCAAAUCCCAAUAGUCGUUCGUCGUCAUUUUCGAGUCAUUAUCAUUCAGAUGGUAGUAGUAGAGGGGCGCAUUAUAGGAAAGAGAGGGACAGGGAGGCUGAGUCCCCUGAGGUGAAGCUUGAGCUCAAGGUUGGUUGUGCCGAGGCUUUGUGGAAAUUGUGUAAAGAGUGCUUGUUGAAUAGUAGAAAAGUUACUGAGACUAAAGGGUUGAUUUGUUUGGCAAAGAUUAUUGAGACUGAAGGAGGGGAGUUGCAGCUGAACUGCUUGAUGACUGUGAUGGAAAUAGCCGCAGUGGCUGAGUCCAAUCCCGACCUUAGAAGAGCGGCCUUUAAGCCUACCUCUCCGGCUGCAAAGGCGGUUUUGGAUCAGCUUUUGAGAGUGAUUCAAGAAGAGAGUAGUCAAGAAUUGCAAAUUCCUGCCAUUAAGGCAAUUGGAUCAUUGGCAAGAACAUUUCCUGCUAGGGAAACCCGAAUCGUUGGUCCCUUGGUUGCACGGCUUGGCAAUGGGGAUGUGGAUGUGGCAACUGAGGCUGCUAUUGCAUUAGGGAAGUUUGUGAGUACGGACAAUUUCAAUUGUGUGGAGCAUUCGAAGACGAUUAUUGAGUUUGAUGGGGUUCCUUCUUUGAUGAGAUUGUUGCGGACCACUGAUCGAAUCAACGAACGGGGCCACGUCAACUGCUUAGUACUACUAUGUUAUCUAGCAUUGCAUGUUGGCAAUAGCAAGGCUCUUGAACAAGCACGAGCAUUGAAUACUCUUGAGGGGGGAGCUCGUUCUGUUGUAGCUCAGUAUCCUGAUUUGAGGGAUUUGUUUGCCAAAUCCAUGCACAAUCUCACUCUUUAUCAGGCUGGAGCUCAUCCCCACAGGCAAACCUACAUACCCUAG